AAACGUCGAUAAGCGUCGCGCGCUUCUCUCGCCGAUCAAGAGUCCGAGAGCGAGCGAAGGUUCCGCGGAAUCCGCGCACGGGAUCGUAAGAGCGUGGAGGGUGGUGGAUCGUGCAGUCGAUCUUCGCGGGCGGGGUCGGAUCCAUCGCCGACCGGGUCGAUUGACGACGCACCGCCGCGACGCGUCCAAGACAAGAUAGCAAAAUGAGGACAAUAUUUUUGAUCAGCUUUUGCCUCGGCCUAACGACCGGCCACUUUCGUGGACCACAUCAUCCAAGGAGCAGCGUGUCCCAUCAUCAUUACAUACCGGAAAACGAUAUUAAAUUGACGCAGGAUGACCAGCUGCUUCACGAUACAACACAUCUGAAGGAAGAUAUGGGUUCCAUGGCCGAUGAACUUGACUUUUCGAAAAUGACCGAACAAGAAAUAGAAUUCCAUUAUUUUCAAAUUCACGAUGUCGACAAUAAUACAAAGUUAGACGGAUUAGAAAUUCUUUACGCUCUUCAACAUACUUUGCACGAGAAUGAGGAGGAAGAUGUACAAUCGGAUCAAGACUGGAUUAUAGAACUUAUAGAUAAAGUACUGGAAGAAGACGAUUUAAACAACGAUGGAUAUUUAGAAUAUGUCGAGUAUGUGUUAGGAAGACAAAGAGAUCAUGUUGCACAAGAGAAACGUAACAAGCUCAGAAUCGGAACGUGAAAAUUAUAGAUAUAGAUACACACUUGCAUCGCACACAAUAAUUUUUAAUUAUGUGUCAAUACUUUGUGUUACCAAUUGAACUUAAAAGUCAUGAAGAAAAUAAAAAGAAUUCUGGCAAAAAAUUAUGCAAAUAGUAUUAAUAAAAAAUAUUGAAACAAGAAAAA
This is a messenger RNA of Solenopsis invicta (red fire ant), 862 nucleotides long. Its product is annotated as multiple coagulation factor deficiency protein 2 homolog. NCBI's taxonomy places the organism in Eukaryota, Metazoa, Arthropoda, Insecta, Hymenoptera, Formicidae. Bases 204 to 698 code for a protein of 164 amino acids. The record is from RefSeq and is a predicted model, not a curated record. The transcript is spliced from 5 exons.